Pseudophryne corroboree (corroboree frog) is the source of this 4594-nucleotide messenger RNA. RefSeq lists its product as uncharacterized. NCBI's taxonomy places the organism in Eukaryota, Metazoa, Chordata, Amphibia, Anura, Myobatrachidae. Bases 50 to 2590 code for a protein of 846 amino acids. The transcript has 20 exons. The record is from RefSeq and is a predicted model, not a curated record. Gene Ontology annotation, molecular function: DNA binding.
GAAGUAAGAAGCUAACUUCAGCCUCGUCAGACAGAAGCUGUUAGUACGUAUGGCUACUUCUGGCAGGAAGCAGAAUGCCAUUUGGUUAUAUUUCAACAAAAAGACUGUCCCUGGUAAAUCUGGAUGUAAAGCAGAAUGUAAAACAUGCAGUAAAGUAAUGCAAGGACUUGUAGCAAGAAUGAAAGACCAUUACAAAAAAUGUGCUUCACAUUCAGAUUCUGAUGAUGGAAAUCUUCAUUCAAGAAGCGAAGGUACAACUACUCAUGGAAAUGAAAAUGACUCUGUUGCUGCUGUUGGUAUGAGGUCUCAUCAUUCGACUUCCACCCCUGCACCAUCCUGCUCUUCUGAUGUGAAAAUGCGCAGCCCACUUUCUUCACCAAGGCCUUCUAGCAGACAUGCAAGCACAAUGAGAACUGGCGGUGAGGGGCCCUGUGAGGCGGGAGAGUCGCUUGAGGCAGCCGUUCCGGAAGCGAGCGUUAUAGUAAUUAGUGAUGACGAAGGUGAUGUGUCAUUGGGACUGGGGAACUCAGUGUUACUGAUAGAAGAUGCAGCUGAUGGCUCACUUGUAGAAGAGAAGAAGGCCUUAGAGGUGCUGGAUGAGGAACUUGCCAUUACCUUCAGCAAAAAGGCCCGUGUGAUGCCACAUGCCAGAUAUGAUUGCUCAACACAUCCUUUUGAACGCUUGGAGCAAGAGACACAGCUCCCAUUACAGGACAAUGCAAGCUUCUGUGCCGAGUGCUUCUGCUACCUAUGUGACAAGCGUGCCUCCGAGUGUUCCUCUUGGACAAGUCUCUCCAGCUGCCACUGCAAUGCCCACAACAAGAGCAAGUUCUGGAAGGAGAAGAGAGACCAUGCUUUGGUUGGAGUGCUGACCAUCUUUCACCUGGACCUUACUGAGAUAGACAGCGAGCUUAAAGAAGCAGGAGACCGGUUGCAGAGUUUCCUAUUGGAGCUAUCGCCAGUGUACCACGCGUACUUGGAUGGCACCGUAACGACGCGUGACAGUAUAUGGGAAUGUGUGUGUCAAUGUCACAAGGCAAAGACGAAGUUCAAGUGUAAUGUCUGCGCAAUUAAUCACAAAGAGACCUGCGUACACAAUUACAGUCCAGUGCACAAGCUGGUGACUGAGUAUUUAGACAAGGCAGAGAAUGAAAGUCCAAAAGCCGUUGCAGUGAUGCUGCUUGGUGUAGCCAAGGAGCUGGUUUCUCAGCAGGUAGUGCCGAACCAGGUUCUUUUAAAGGAUCCGACUGCAAAUUUUAGAGAAGCCACUGCAUUGCUAAUGACCAGGAUUGUAACCACUUUGCAAAGGCUCCUGGUCCUGGCAGAUUAUCCAAAGUACCUAUAUGACAAAUUUGUUACUUUUUUUCUAUCUAUUCCGCUCCCUCCGCAUUGCUUCGCCUUAGCAAACAGCCUAAAUGUCAUGAGAUGGGACAACUUGUUUUUGACGUCUGUGUUGGCUGGUCAGAAUCCAUCAGGGGUACGAUCAAAUAAAGGCAAGAAGGAAUACCUGUGGGAGGCGCCGCCUGUAGUGCAAGCCAGGGUGCAGAAACUGGAGGAAGACAAAAGUUACAGGCAGUUGGUGCGCUACCUGAAUGCGGUGCAAACCUCAGACGGCGCCUGGUUGAACUGCCUUAAGCAGAAGUUGUGCUUUUACAUGUGCAAGUAUGGCGAUUUCCCAACCGCGGCGCAUUCCAUGCUGAAUAUAAAGGGAAUGAAGGGUGGCAUCAGCCAUUUCCUUACACCAGACCAGUUUGAGAUCUACCUCACCAUGUUCCGAACCAAAAGCUGCCCCCCAGGAAACGAGCUUGUAGGGGGGGAAUUGUGCACACAUCAUGAAGGUAUACCGUUGAAGAAAGGCGUUUUGGUUCGGAUAGCCAUAAGGACACUUUACUGUAAUAACAAUCUACUUCAAGAGCCAAAAUGUUGGAGCACUCUAGUCCGGAUCUGGUGCACAGAUGAACCUCUGUCCAGAGAAGGGAAGUUGACUCCUCUCAAUUUAUUUGAACCCGAUAAACGUCUGCAGCGGAUGGUGAUGGAUCUGUCCUGUUCCAUCCUGGAUGAGUUGCACAAGCAGAACAACGUUCAUUUACCUGAUCCCUUUUUUAGACCAUCCACUUGGCAUCAUGCCGAGCUGAUCCUCGUCAUUCAAGCGGUGAACCGGUUUAUGAUGUCAUCCCUUCCUCCGCUGCGUGGCAUGCUGGAGCUGGUGUUAGCAUUUGGGCUUAACCACUGGGCCCUGUCUCUUCUGAUGGAGGGAGUUAGUUACAUGCACGCGCUGUUGCUUGGCUUCGCAGCCAACCUUAACGCGGAGCUGCGGGAGAAAGAGAUAUACGUGGUAGAAAUAUUUAAAAACCGGGGACCCAACUAUGUGUCACAACUCAUUCCCGUGUUCUUGCUGAGCAGGACUGUGGAAGUUCGUUCUGUCGGGUUCCACAUCAUCGAUAUGCUCCUACAAAACGUAUCCAAGCUUCCAUGGACUUGCGCUGUUGGCAAUUGCUUGAAGAACUCUGUUCUCGCCAACGGUGCCCCAUAUUUCAUCAAUAUCAUAGAACAGGAAAGAAUGGUAGAGAAAAUCGGGAGGUUGACCUAAACGUCUCCAUGUUUUACCUGCUGUGACUGGUUCCAGUAGCGCUGAAACAUGUAGAGAGACAUGUGUAUAUUCCGCCACCAAACAAGUGCGGUUUACAAGCAGACAGUUUUAUGUGAGAUUUGCACACUUCCUAAGCCUUUGUGCCUUUUUUAUUUGUGAAUUCACUUCUCUGCGUACUUAAUGUUCUAGGUUUGUUUUGAGUACCCAUAAAAACCGAACAUUUUAAUCACCAGACUCUUCAUUUCAUCAUCUGGAUUUGAGGACGCUAAUGGUCCGGGACAAUUCCUUUUAUGUUUGAAGCUGCGUAGAUUUUGGUGGAAAAAUGUCCUUUACUGGGCAGCAGGGAUUAAAAUGCAUCAUUUAUCAGAGCACAACCCCAAUAAGUCUGCAACAUUAAUUUAUUUAAGUGUCUCUCUGGCAAACCCAGUACCUAGAAGCUGGCACACGUUCAUGUUGAGCAGGUGGCUUUGGAAUUAAAAUCUUAUUUCGUAAUAUUCCAGCCUGUCUGUCACCCUUUGAUCGCUCCCUGCCUGUUCUAAAAACAUAGAUUAACCAUGAUGCUAGUUAUAUAUAACAAAGCAGAGUUAGGAACUAGAACCCAACCAUAUUGCAAGUCAGCUCUAAGAGGCUGAAACAGUUACGAGCGAGUUUCCGUCGGAACCUUGUGUAAUCUGCCACUGUCCUAUUACCCUGGCCGGAUUUCCGGUGAUGCAUUAACACCCCCCACCCCAGGAUUGGAUAAUUCCUGCAAGAUUCUUCUGAACAAUGAGCACUUUCUAGAAUUUUAUCUUGUAUAAAUGUAUUCUGUUUUCAUGGUGUUUGGUGGCUACAGGGCAAUAGAUUUUGUAGGGCAUCCCUAAAUGAGAGCACCUUAAUAUCCAGUAGCAGAAUGGUGGGGAUCAGUUAUGCCGAGACCACAACCUGGUAGUUCUUUGGCAUCCUGACCGCUGGUCACAUAACUUAUAUCCCCUUCUCCCAACACGUCAGUAAUUGUCCAUGGUCCUUUUUUGCUGAAUGACCAGCCAACCAGUCAGGUGUGAUGGGUGAAUUAGUGUUAGCAGAGCUUGCAAUCAAAAUCCCUUCUCUUUUUGCCGCAGGUGGAGCACUUAAGAUGUCGGGAAUAGUAACUCCCGUGUAUCCUCCUCCUAGCUUUGGGGUAGAGUGGUUACUGUGGACGCAUAGGAAGGGUGAGGGGGUAGAGACCAGCAGACAGUCUGACUCCUUCAUGUACAAUAAUACUGCUUGCUCAGUCUAAAAGACAUUACAUUCAUAAUUCUGACCUAAUGUAUAUUUCUGCAUUUCACUUUUUGGAAAGAGACUAAACUAAAAAAAAAAACCAAACCAAAGUUAGUCCUGUGGGUCUUGUUAAUAUGAUCAAUUGAAAUCAUUUCCGUAUUUGUACAGACUCUGAGCGUCUAUCCACAGGCUCCGGAUGUCCUCCUCGUCUGAAAGGCUUCAGCAGCGCUGGCUGGUCCUGUUAGAUGUGCAAAACGGAGGGGAUAUUUGCUGUUCAGACAUCAUGCCUCUGCUGCAGUCAUACUCAGCCUAUUGUCUAGUAAACAUAUUAGCCUUGUAAAUCCACACACAUACAGUGGCCUAGCUAUAGAUCAGCAACCAGGAUUCAACUGGUCAUCUCCACAGUGGAAGAAGCCGGUUUGUGAGCUCAUGCAAUAUUCAGCCUGUUUACCUCCCUGAGCCAUAGAGUGCCUCAUACCUCGUUGAUGAUUCCUAGGGAAUUGAUAAGCCUGUGUUUCCAUGGCUAUUGGGUCUGCUCACAGAAUGGCUGCCAUUGCUCUGUAGGAAAUGGCCGUACUUUAGCUGUCUCACAAUACAAGGAUUUUACUUGGCACUUUAAGCCUUUGUGUAUUUCCUGUACAUUCAGAAUACUCCCUAACACUUACUGCCUGCCAAUGGCUUUACACCUUUUUUUGCAUUUUAUUGUACAUACCUGAGAUAUUUGUAUACGGUUUAGAUCAAUAUGAAUAAAGUUAAAUUUAGAACCAA